AUGGGCUGGAUUCAGCUGAUAGUUUGCCUGCUUUUGACAGUGCAAGGCUCACGUAGCAUCAUAUGGCCAUGCGAGGACCACAGCGACUGUAAGGUCGAAAGCGCUGACUGCUCCAUAUUCGGCUACUGCCAGUGCCCAGCAGGUUAUGUCUUUUCGACCGACGUCACGCGCUGCCUGCCAGAGUCCGCGUAUGGCGUAGCGUGUCAGGAGGCGGUCCAGUGCUCUCAUAUGCUCACCGGUGCCAGGUGUGACGCCGGCGUUUGCACCUGUGACAGUGACUACACGUACGUUCGCGGCCGCUGCCGGAAGCUGGUGGAUCUUGGCCAACCGUGCACCGACGAUAUCGAUUGCUUCUUCAGCCACAACCGGGAGUCGGUCGUGUGUCAACGGGGGUCCUGCGAGUGUGCCGACGGGUUUUACCGGCGCAGCAGCAACGUUUGCCGGCGGCGUGUGACAAACGGCGAGCCAUGCUUAGUGCAUCAGGAUUGCGACGGAGAUAACCUGCGGUGCACGAAUCAGCUCUGUACCGAUGCGGCAGCACAAACGAAAUCCUUCCGGGAUGUGGCCAUACAGGCAUCGGACGCAGUGGAGAAGCCGAACGAAAAAGGGCCACCGUCGAAAGGGGACGGCCGGCUGGAUUGGCCUACGACGCGUGAUACAGGGACGAACACGGACGCGGCUAACACGAAGCGCGUGCAAAUUAACACCAAGCGUUCAACGCAAGCCAACGAUUGCGAAAGGUGUCGCAAAUUUGGCGAUCCUUGCAUCGACGAGGGCGUCGAGUGCCCGGAAGUGCCUUACUCGGUGUGCCGCAUGGGUCAGUGCCACUGUAAGGAGGGAUAUUACAACAUGCAGGGCCGGUGCAUGGCCGAACUGGGCGAGUAUGCCCACGACGAUCAGUACUGUGAACCGGACGCGUUGUUCAGCAACAAUCGGUGCGUGUGCCGAAAUGACCAGUUUUACGAUUUGAACAUGCGCUCCUGCCUAAAGCCCGCCCUAGGCAUCAAUACGUCCUGCACGCAACAGAGCCAGUGUUCGCCGUAUGGUGCCGCGUACUGCCCGACCGUCUCGCCAAAGCGAUGCACGUGCCAUCCUUACGCUCAGUACGACGAAGAAAAGCAGCUCUGCAUCGAAAAGGACGGCUACGAGGCGUACUGCGAGCGAGACACGGAUUGUACGUUGACGAACGCCCGCUGCUCGGAGCAGAAGACGUGCGUUUGUAAAACGAACUACUUCUUCGUGGACGAGCGCUGUAAAGCGGCCAAGGGUGGCCAGUGUGAGGUCGAGGCGGAUUGCGCCUUCGAGGAUGCCGAGUGCCAAUCGGCCGAUCCGUCGGAGGAUGAGAGUGGCGGACCGGGCGCACCGAAGCAGUGUACCUGCAAGAAGGGACACUAUUAUCAAACGUCGGCCAAUCGCUGCCUGAAGGAGGCCGAGCAGUACGGGGACGAGUGCAGUGCGGACGAGCAGUGUCAACCGUUGCUGGGCGAGUUGGGUCAGUGCAUCGAGGGUAAAUGUCAGUGUAACGCAAACGAGCAACACUUCAAAGACGGCAAGUGCAACAUGAAAAUCGCCCUCGAUGGGCGAUGCGGCAAGUCCAGCGAGUGCUUUGUGGAGGACGAACAGGACAAUGUCGAAUGUCGCAAUUCGGCUUGUCAGUGUAAGUUUGACUACUCCCCGGACGUGGAGCGGCAGAAGUGCAUUAGACCUAGCGGCAAAAAUUCUUCCGAUCGCCCCAGUGCCCUGAAGGUGAUUACACUCAUGCUUACCAGUGCCGCGGUGCUAAUUACGGGCUCUGCCUUGAGGGAUGCAUACUACGCCUAG
Molecule: messenger RNA, 1821 nt
Organism: Anopheles nili
Lineage: Eukaryota; Metazoa; Arthropoda; Insecta; Diptera; Culicidae
Product: prion-like-(Q/N-rich) domain-bearing protein 25
Exons: 7
Coding region: 1-1821 (606 amino acids)
Source: RefSeq, a predicted model, not a curated record